Messenger RNA from Strongylocentrotus purpuratus (purple sea urchin), 1481 nucleotides. It is a transcript of the gene srm, whose product is annotated as spermidine synthase. The record is from RefSeq and is a predicted model, not a curated record. The coding region runs from base 197 to 1087 and encodes 296 amino acids. Gene Ontology annotation, cellular component: cytosol. The transcript is spliced from 8 exons. Lineage: Eukaryota; Metazoa; Echinodermata; Echinoidea; Camarodonta; Strongylocentrotidae. Gene Ontology annotation, biological process: spermidine biosynthetic process. Gene Ontology annotation, molecular function: spermidine synthase activity.
UCAGUGUAUAAGCUCAUCAACAUCAUUGUGUGGAGCUCUCUACGUCUUUGGUGUGGAGCCAGCUUGUGAAAUCGUGCACGACUGACAUCGCAGUCCUACGUAUUCACUUUUGUGUCAGUUUUCCUUCAGUAGAUCUAGUCUGGUUUUGGACGUUUUCAAAGGACAGAAAUCUGUGAAAAGAUCCACUCAUAUAAUAAUGGAUGCGCUGAAGAAAGGCUGGUUCAGUGAACUAGGAACACUGUGGCCAGGAGAAGCCGCGUCGCUGGAAGUGGAGGAAGUUUUGUUUCAUGAGCGAUCCAAAUUUCAAGAUGUUCUUGUUUUCAAGAGUAAGACAUAUGGCAAUGUUUUGGUACUCGAUGGUGUCAUUCAGUGUACGGAGAGAGAUGAGUUUAGCUACCAAGAAAUGAUCACCUUUCUUCCACUGAACUCUCAUCCAUGCCCUAAGAAGGUGCUAGUCAUUGGUGGAGGUGAUGGAGGGGUCAUCCGUGAGGUCGUCAAACAUCCUGAUGUCGAGUCUGUGACACAAUGUGAGAUAGAUGGGUGUGUUGUAGAAGUGUCCAAGAAGUACCUGCCAAACAUGUCAAAGGGAUACGACAGUCCGAAGCUCACCCAGCAUAUAGGUGACGGGUUCGCCUAUAUGAAGGAGAACAAGAAUGCCUUUGAUGUCAUCAUAACAGAUUCUUCAGAUCCUGUAGGGCCUGCUGAAAUGCUCUUCGAGAAGGAGUACUUUGAGUUAAUGAGGAGUGCGCUUAAACCAGGAGGCAUCAUCUGUACACAAGGAGAAUCAUUAUGGCUUCAUCUAGACCUUAUCAAGUCAAUGCAGAAGUUCUGCCGGACACUGUACCCAGUGGUAGAGUAUGCUUUCACAACGAUACCAACCUAUCCAUCUGGUCAGAUUGGUUUUACCCUCUGCAGUACAAGUUCGGACACUGACUUCAGAGAUCCUGUACAUAAACUCUCGGAUGAGCAGAUCAAAGAGCUGGGACUGAAGUAUUACAACUCCGACGUUCAUAAAGCUGCUUUUGUGCUACCCCAGUUCGCCAAAGAGGCACUUCAAGAAAGCAGUUCUAAUGGAGCUACAGAAUGAUGUGUAAUUGGACGUGAAGGAUCUCUAGAUGCUGCAGGGUAUUAAACCCAACAUUGUUUCUCAGCUCUCCAUCUCGAGGCUCAACUUUGACCGCUGAUAUGGACAAACGCACAACAGAUAUAGGAAAUUCUGUAUUCUGAAAACUAUGUUACCUUUUGUGCUGGUACAAAAAACAAACAUUAUCCAACAAAUGUGAAUGCACCUGUUAGAAAACAUCAAAUAUUCCCUGUAACUCAUUUAUAGCGCACCACUCUGUUUAAUGGAGUAAAUAUGUUGUAGCUAUAAAUGGAGCUUGUAGAGGUGUCGUGGUCGAGUGGAUAUGUCAUUGGACUGUCGUCACAAGGUCCACGGUUUGAGUCCCGCUGCGGCACUAAUAUCCUUUGACAUUGAUCUA